CCUUAUAAUGGAUUCUACGAAUAACAUGACGCAGCAAAACUUCAUAGUAGCAAAGAUGGACAGUUUAACAAAUCACGACGAUUUGGAUCAGAUUGAGAAACGACAAGAAAACAUAUACAUAUCAUUGGAAUCAGCAAGUAAUGACAUGAAUGCACUUAACGAGUUAUCGCAACAGAAAUAUGACGAUCUUGUAAAGAAAUUUGAAGCCAACACUAAAUGCUUUAAGGAGAUGAAAGGACCGGAAAGAACGUUGAAAUCAAAGGUAUCAACAUUGCAUCCUGAGGCUUUUGCGGAAGUAAAAAGGAGGUUUCCCGACAUGGAAGAGGAAACUCUUAAAUUGCAGGCGACUGAUGGGAUUCCAUCAACACCUGUUACUUCUGCUCCUACGAUCGACUAUAAUGUG
Messenger RNA from Paraglomus brasilianum, 403 nucleotides. The record is from the annotation of a GenBank genome assembly. NCBI's taxonomy places the organism in Eukaryota, Fungi, Glomeromycota, Glomeromycetes, Paraglomerales, Paraglomeraceae.